AUGGUCAAGGCUCACCUUAAGAAUUCCAAUUACAAGCGUUAUCGGAGACGCAGAGGGCAGGGCGGCUGCUGUCCGCUCGCCGCCGCAAUGCUGGGGGGCAGCUCCGGGGAUGGCGAGCGUGACACCGACAACGAUGCAGCGGGGGCGGGGGCCGCAUCCCCUGCCAUCGACGUCCCUGCACAGGUCUCGGACCCAAGUAUGGUGUUUAAAUUACUCUGCCAGACUUUUAUCAAGAUGGGGCUGCUGUCUUCAUUUACCUGCAGUGAUGAGUUUAGCUCCCUGAAACGACACCACAACAGGGCCAUCACUCAUUUAAUGAGGUCUGCCAAAGAGAGAGUGAGCCAGGAUCCUUGUGAAGAUAAUUCUUACAUGCAGAAAAUCAGAUCCAGGGAGAUAGCUUUUGAAGCACAAACCUCACGCUACUUAAAUGAAUUUGAAGAGCUUGCCAUCUUAGGAAAGGGAGGAUAUGGAAGAGUAUACAAGGUCCAGAACAAAAUAGACCGUCAGCAUUAUGCAAUUAAGAAAAUCCUGAUUAACAGUGCAACUAAAACAGACUGUAUGAAGGAGCUACGAGAAGCAAAGGUUCUGGCAGGUCUCCGACACCCCAACAUUGUUGGCUAUCACGCUUCAUGGCUAGAACUUGUUCGUGUGGUUCGGCCACAAGACAGAGUUCCCAUUCAACUGCCCUCUCUUGAAGUACUGUCAGAGCAUGAAGGGGACAGAGAUCAAGGUGAUAUUAAAGACAAUGAAAGCAGCUCAUCCAUUAUCUUUGCUGAACUCACCUCAGAAAAAGAGAAACCUUUUGGUGAAUCUGACAUUAAAAACGAGAAUAACAACUUGGUGAGCCGCACUGCUGAUUUAGUGAUCAGGAACAGCAGUGAAUUUGAAUCGUCCAUUGAGCUCCAAGAAAAUGACUCGACCGAUUUGUCUAUCAGACCAGUUGUCAAGCAUCAGCUGCCACUGGGGCAUAACUCAGACUUGGAAGGGAAUUCUACAUCCACGGAUGAGUCCUCUGAAGGCAAUUUGAACCUGCUGGAGCAGAUAGAGGUUCGGUACCACCUGAUGCUGCACAUCCAGUUGCAGCUGUGUGAGCUGUCCCUGCGGGACUGGAUAGCCGAGAGGAACAAGCGGAGCCGGGAGUAUGUGGAUGAAGCUGCCUGUCCCUCCGUCAUGGCCAGUGUUGCAACAAAAAUAUUUCAAGAAUUGGUGGAAGGUGUCUUUUACAUGCAUAACAUGGGCAUUGUCCACAGAGAUCUGAAGCCUAGAAAUAUUUUUCUUCAUGGCCCUGAUCACCAAGUAAAAAUAGGAGACUUUGGUCUGGCCUGUGCAGUAAUCAUACAGAAGAGCUCAGACUGGACCAGCAGAAAUGGAAAGGGAAUGCCAACACAUAUGUCCAGAGUGGGGACCUGUCUGUAUGUGUCACCCGAACAGUUGGAAGGAUCCGAGUAUGAUGCCAAGUCAGAUAUGUAUAGCCUGGGUGUGAUCCUGCUCGAGCUCUUUCAGCCAUUCCGGACAGAAAUGGAGUGA
Messenger RNA from Peromyscus leucopus (white-footed mouse), 1527 nucleotides. RefSeq names its product eukaryotic translation initiation factor 2-alpha kinase 1-like. The coding region runs from base 1 to 1527 and encodes 508 amino acids. The transcript has 2 exons. Gene Ontology annotation, molecular function: protein kinase activity; ATP binding. The record is from RefSeq and is a predicted model, not a curated record. NCBI's taxonomy places the organism in Eukaryota, Metazoa, Chordata, Mammalia, Rodentia, Cricetidae. Gene Ontology annotation, biological process: protein phosphorylation.